AUGACCGUAGUAGCAGGAGAUAACAUGGACGAGACCUCGGCUGUUCCUGGCCACCCUCAGGACACCUACCCUCCAGACCACAAUGACCAUGAAUGCUGCGAGAGGGUGGUCAUCAACAUAGCCGGUCUCCGGUUUGAGACGCAGUUGAAAACUCUCUCCCAGUUUCCAGAGACGUUGCUGGGCAACCCCAAAAAGCGGAUGCGGUACUUUGACCCUCUGAGAAACGAGUACUUCUUUGACAGAAACCGCCCCAGCUUUGAUGCCAUCCUCUAUUACUACCAGUCUGGUGGUCGGCUGAGAAGACCAGUGAAUGUCCCUUUGGAUAUGUUCUCGGAAGAAAUCAAAUUUUACGAGCUGGGAGUGGAGGCGAUGGAGAAGUUUCGUGAGGAUGAGGGUUUCAUCAGGGAGGAAGAGCGCCCUUUACCUGAGAGGGAGUUCCAGCGUCAGAUUUGGCUCCUCUUCGAGCACCCAGAAAGCUCAGGCACCGCCAGAGGGAUUGCCAUAGUGUCUGUGAUGGUGAUCCUGAUUUCAAUAGUCAUAUUUUGUUUAGAGACUUUACCACAGCUGAAAGAGGACCCAACAAGUCGAAUAGUGGGGAACUCUACUAUUUAUUACAAGCCAAAUAUCCUCACUGACCCCUUCUUCGUCAUUGAGACACUCUGUAUAAUCUGGUUCUCCUUUGAGUUGAUAGUACGCUUUCUGGCGUGCCCAAGUAAACCGGCAUUCUUCAAGAACAUGAUGAACAUGAUCGACAUAGUGGCUAUCAUCCCGUACUUCAUUACACUUGGCACCGAGCUGGCUGAAGACCCAGACAACGAGGGGGUGGGGGAGCAGGCAACAUCUCUGGCCAUACUCAGGGUGAUCCGCCUGGUCAGGGUGUUUAGGAUCUUCAAGCUGUCACGACACUCCAAAGGACUUCAGAUUUUGGGGCAGACCCUCAAGGCCAGCAUGCGAGAGCUGGGACUGCUGAUCUUCUUUCUGUUCAUUGGAGUCAUCUUGUUCUCCAGUGCUGUCUACUUUGCCGAGGCAGAGGAGCAAGGAUCCUACUUUGGCAGCAUCCCGGAUGCAUUUUGGUGGGCUGUUGUGUCAAUGACAACUGUGGGCUAUGGGGACAUGGUCCCAGUCACUAUAGGAGGCAAGAUUGUAGGAUCUCUGUGCGCCAUCGCCGGAGUGUUGACAAUUGCGCUCCCAGUGCCUGUCAUUGUGUCCAACUUCAACUACUUUUACCACAGGGAGACCGAGGGAGAAGAGCAGGCCCAGCUGCUCAAUGUCAGCAAUCCCAACAUCCCCUCUGAAACCAACUCAAGCCGCCGUAGCUCAUCCACCGUCAGCAAGUCAGAGUACAUGGAGAUUGAUGGAGACAUAAACAAUAGCAUCGACAACUUUAGGGAGGCAAACCUCAGAACUGGCAAUUGCACUAUAGCCAACCAAAACUGUGUAAAUAAAAGCAAGCUGCUUACAGAUGUUUAG
This is a messenger RNA of Xiphias gladius (swordfish), 1470 nucleotides long. Its product is annotated as potassium voltage-gated channel subfamily A member 1-like. Gene Ontology annotation, cellular component: neuronal cell body; synapse; membrane. Gene Ontology annotation, molecular function: delayed rectifier potassium channel activity; protein binding. Bases 1 to 1470 code for a protein of 489 amino acids. Lineage: Eukaryota; Metazoa; Chordata; Actinopteri; Istiophoriformes; Xiphiidae. Gene Ontology annotation, biological process: potassium ion transmembrane transport; protein homooligomerization. The record is from RefSeq and is a predicted model, not a curated record. The transcript has a single exon.